AUUUAUUGAUUUUUCAUUCGCCGGAUGAUUAAAAAUAAUUUCCUUUGUUAUUUUUGUCUAUAUAUAUGUGUACAUAUAGAAUGAGCAUUUAUCAUGUCAUCUGAAGCACAAACACCGAUAAUGUACUCUUUCAAACCAUUUGCAUUUGAUCAACACAAAGUAACGAGGAAAGAAUUAUUGAGGAAAAAAACAGAUUCAAAAGUAUGCUGUGAUGAUAAAUAUCUUUAUAGUUAUGCAACGUACAACAUUGAUCCAGAUGAUAAAGGACCCGGUGACUGGUACGUCGAGUUAUGGAAAUUUAAUUUGUUAACACACAAAUGGAAACAAAUAAGAGAUACACGAAGUCAAAUUUUAGACAAUUCAUUUGAAAUUGGUACCGUGUUUGAAGAUGGCAAAAUAAUAAUAUGUUGUGAAGUUGAUACUCCUCCAACAUAUUUUUAUUUAUUACACUGGGAUUUAAAAAUAAAUGAACUUGAAGUAGAACGAAUAAAUCGUCCACUACCGGCAAUGGAUCAUGAUCAGAAAUUUGUAAGCGAUGGUACUUAUUUAUAUGGACUUGGUAGUCGUGGUAUCGUUAAAAAUAAAAAGAAAAAAGGAAAACCUGUUUAUUUAGACAGUUUUAAUGUUCAUAGAAUGAAAUUAAAAAGUGGUAAAUGGAAAAAUAUUUAUUUGUGCUCUGAUAGUGAUCCCAAUGAUUGGAAUACUGAUGAAUUUGGUCAUAUAUUUGCUUAUGAUGGAAAACAAAUUUAUGUACUUGAUAGUGAUGACUCAUCACGAGAACCAUUGAAACCUACUAGAAUUCUAUCAUUUGAUUUCGAGACCAAGCAAUGGGAUGAAAUGGAGGUUCAAAGAGACUUGGAAAGUAAACCGGGAAUCCCUUUUGUGCGUGGAGACUACAGUAUUAUUCAGUAUAAAGACGAAAAAGGUGACAUUAAUGUUAUCUUGACUGGCGGUGAAACUGAUAAAUUUUUAUGCAAUGACAUAUGGAGACUUAAUUUGACAACACUGCAAUGGACAUGUGUAAGUAAAUAUGCUGGAGUACUGCCAUAUCGGAUGAGAAAUCAUGUUGCAGCAAUAACACCUGCUGGAAAAAUGUUUUUGGUUGAUGGCUGGGUGGUAGAAAGAAGAGGCGAGGUUGAAAAUUCCUCGAUAUUUUCUACAUGGAUAACAAUUCCAAAGCUGACCGAAAUAGCUUGGGAAGCUAUUUUAUUUUAUAACAAAGAUUUAAAACAAAAGUCAAAGACUGAAUUAAUCGAUCGUGGUUUUCCAUCAAAGUUUGUUGACAGACUUAUCGAUUAAUAAAAUCAUAUCUUACUAUGAUAAAAAAAAAAAAAAUAAAGUAACAAAAUGUUCUUUACAUAUCUUAAAAUAUUACCAUUGAUACUUAUAAUUUAUUUCUAAAACGUCAUUUUCUCGACAAUAAAUAUUUAUUACGAUUUUUCUUAUAUAAAACAUAUCAAUU
Molecule: messenger RNA, 1462 nt
Organism: Microplitis mediator
Lineage: Eukaryota; Metazoa; Arthropoda; Insecta; Hymenoptera; Braconidae
Product: kelch domain-containing protein 10-like
Exons: 4
Coding region: 94-1299 (401 amino acids)
Biological process (GO): positive regulation of stress-activated MAPK cascade
Molecular function (GO): protein binding
Source: RefSeq, a predicted model, not a curated record